AUGGGAAUCACGAACCUGCUGCCGUUCCUAAAACCGAUCGCCAAAAGAACACACAUAAGCAAGUACAAAAAUGAAGUGAUCGGCGUGGACAUCAUGUGCUGGAUCCACAGGGGUCUCAUCAGUUGCGCAUACGACGUAGUCACGGAGAACUACAACGACAGCUACUUAAGCUUCAUCGAAAAAAUGCUGGAAUGUAUUUAUCAAUACAACAUAAAGGUCAUCUUCGUCUUCGACGGAGAAGAGUUACCAGAAAAAAAAGCAGAAAAUGUAAUUAGGAAAGAUAGAAGAGAAAAGGCAAAGAAGGAAGCACAAGAAAUUAUAAAAUCGGUGGCAAACCCAAGAUCAAACGAGACGGUCCUGAAAAAAUGCAUACAAGCUUUAAGUGUUUCCAAAGACAUUAUAAACACCGUGAUCGACUUUUGUAAGAAAAAAAAUAUAGAUUAUAUUAUUUCCCCUUUUGAAGCGGACGCUCAGUUGUCCUACCUUUGCAGAAUGGGAUAUAUUUCUUGCGCCAUAAGUGAAGACAGUGACUUGCUAGUAUAUGGUUGCCCACGCGUCUUGUACAAACUCAAAAGCACUGGCGAGUGCGAUGAAAUAAGCUUGAUGCCCAUCGAUGAUCUGAUUGACGUAAACCUGAUUAACAAAAUUAGGAACCCACUCUCGGAUUCGUUUAACGAGUUUUACAUCACCCCAAUGAAGGAGGGUCCGAAGGAUGAAGAGGGGGGGCACUCAGGUGAGGAAGACCAUAACGUGUCAGAUCGGAAAGAGAAAAAUGUAUCAGAUUGGAAAGAGAAAAAUGUAUCAGAUUGGAAAGAGAAAAAUGUAUCAGAUUGGAAAGAGAAAAACCUAUCAGAUGGGAGACAGAAGAACAUAUUCGGUUGGGAACAGAGUAAUGUGUCCGAUUCGCCCGAGCACCCCCCUACUCGCUCGCAACGACGGACGCGCCACCGUGCCGAGGCAAACCGGAACCCUCAGAAGAAAAAAAAAAGCUACCACAAUGUGAUGAAGGAGUAUCUAAACGACUUCUACUGGCCAGAAGAAUUAGACAACCUAAAGCAUUUCAGCAUAGACAUGUUCCUGGCGAUGUGUAUCCUAAGUGGCUGUGAUUACACAAACGAUUUUCACAUCACGGGAAUGGGAAUCAAAACUGCCUUCAGUUUAAUCAGCCAGUAUAAAACUAUCGAGAACAUUUUCUCAUUCCUCAUUUCGCAUGACAGAUGGAAGCGUAAAAUACCGCCCAGUUUAAACACCCUAGAAAAGCUCCUGGAUAAAUAUGAAGAGAUUAAAAAUGCCUUCUUAUAUCACCAAGUGUAUGAUUUUAUUCUGUGCCAGAACAUCCCGAUCAAGCAGUCCUUCAAUAGUGCACUAAAGAAAAUUGAAAAUAAACUCCUCAUCAAUAAAAUACGUGACUUUUCCCUCAUAUAUGAUAACAGCAAGAGGAGGGGAAACUGCCUCAACGAAUACUCAGAAGAACUCUCCAGUGGUGCCAGCGGCGGGAGCAGUAGCUUAGUUCCUGAUGGGAGCAACAGUUCGGAGAGAAUCACCCAAAGGAGUACAAGAGAUGAAGAAAAUGUAGAUACAGAAAGACAACACCACCCCAAGGACAUGCUCAGAGGAAAUGUUUCUCCAGAAGCACCCAGCAAGAGAUCCCCAGUUCCAUCAAAAGAAACUGCCAUAAAGGAAGAUCCCUACUUAGACAAAACGGACAAUUUCGAAAACAUUUUUAAAAAUUUACCAUCCGAGUGUUUAGAAUAUUUGGAGUUAUCCCCCGACCUGUUCAAGAAACCUCACGAGGGGCAGAAUGAUCUGAAGGAGCAGGAGGGAGCACGCCACGAGGGGAAGAAUGAUCUGAAGGAGCAGGAAGGAGCACGCGACGAGGCGGCGGGGGGACACCCUCUCGAGUGCAGGGACUAUGUACAGAGCGCUCAAGAGGAGGGUUUCCAUAGGUCAAGCGAUUGGACAAGUGCCUGGCAGAGCCAUAGGGAGAACUACGUGGAAUGCCACCCCGGAGAGUACCCCUCAAACGCAACAGCCAAACAGGAACCGCCCAAAGGAGAGGCGCACACCAGCUCGCCCAUGCACCCAAGUGGAACCACUCAGAUGACCAAUCUGUGGCCCCCCAUGAAAUGCACAAAAUUGACCCCAUUUGGUGAUUCCCCACAGGGUAACGACUGUGCGCACGGAAGGGAGCUCACGAAGGCUGAGGAUGAGGUCUUAAUACUCAGAGAUCCAAGCGAUUCAGGAAAUACAAUCGAGCCAAGCGAGCCCCCUGUGUACGACUCCCGAAAUAAUCUACCUAGAGGAAAGGAAAAAACAAAAUUGACCAAGCGGAAGGGGAACCACACCGACUCGGAUAACUUUAAGAAAACGAAAAGGAGUGCCGCAGAACCCCCGCACACAGGUGACCUAACGUGGAGAAACCUGUUUGACGAAAAGGAACACGAUUUCAGUAAACGCUCCGGCCAAAAUCAUCAUGGCGAGAUCCUAGAAAACGGAAGGUGCAUAUCGCAGUCAGGUGACAACUGCCAAGGGGGGGCUCGCCUCAAAGGAGGCUCCACCCACGGGAUGGGCACAAUCAGUCAGCAGGAUGCAACAAAGGGGAAGCCGAAGAAGCAGCAGAAAGAAGACGAAGGAGAAGUUAUCAAUCCAACUGGAGGAACGAACAGACACAAAAGCGCAAGAGCUAUGUACCAAAAUAUGAAAAGGAGCUUCCUUCUAUUCAAAACGUUAGACGGCGAGACAAGCAACCAAAUGGGAUCUUUAACCACAGAAUUGAGACGUAACUCCACAGAAGAGAGGGUGGAAUGUCCACACGUGAUGGAGAUUCAAGGGGGGUGUAAUGCCCAGCGGCCUGAUGAAGACGGGGCGAAUUCCGUGGAAACCAACAUUUGGGACCGGAAAGACAAAAUGAGAAGCGACGCGCAGGGGAAACCAAUCAGCAAACCGACCCCGGAACAACCCAGCGGCCUGAAAAACGAAAUAAACAAAAAGAACUUCAAAUCGGAAAGGAGCAACAACUCCUCACGCGCUUCCUCCCCACGCAAAAGUAAAUCUUCCGCGGAGAACGAAAAUCGCAAAAGCCAAUUGAGGAUAACCAACUUUUUCAAAAAGUCGGAACAAAAAAUCCCCAACUUGGACGACAACAAUGGGGGUAAUAGUAACUCCUGUCCGUUCAGGCCACCCACAAAUGGUUCGCCCAAUACCAAUGGAAACUACUCUCCUUCAAUGAAAAACUCCGAACCAUCGAAUAAAGAACAGCGCCGGACGAACUCCCCAAACGAAUUAGACAUAUAUAAAAGACGAAUGGAUGAGAGAAUAGCCAGGUAUAAGCAAAGGUUCUCUCUACAGAGCAACAUAGAACAGGAAGAGAGGGAGCUUCCAUACGUGGGCGAAGAAAUCCAUGACCAAAACCCCCACGAAAAAGACCCCCACGAAAAGGACCCCCACGAAACAGGUCCUCGCGAAACAAACCCCCAUGACGAAUAUCUGUUCCUGAAAAAUCUCCACAACUCCGGAUUCAUAAAAGAUUCGAACAGAAAGAAGUCCCCAAAAUGGGUCGUCAAGGAUAGUCACACCUGGGCCAAUCGUCUGAGCACAGGAGAUAGCGGCGAUGAGGGCGAAGUUCGCCGGUGUCAUCAUCAGAAUGAUCACCCAAAAGGUCACCACAGUGAUCAACAUAAUGAUCGCCUGAACGAUCAGUCUAUGGAUCACCCUAACGCUCACCAUGAUCAGCCCUUCCUCGGAGAGACUCCCAACGCCGAUCGCCCAGUCGAGAAAAAGGAAAAGCAAAAAGAAAUUGACGUCCAGUAUAUCCUACAGAACCUGAACUACAACUACCACCCGCGCAGCCACAAAGUCAACACCUUUGACUACUUCAAGGAGAAGGAAAACGUGCCCCCCCCCAACCCCUACGUGGACAACAAUUUGUGA
Molecule: messenger RNA, 3930 nt
Organism: Plasmodium inui San Antonio 1
Lineage: Eukaryota; Apicomplexa; Aconoidasida; Haemosporida; Plasmodiidae
Product: exonuclease 1
Exons: 1
Coding region: 1-3930 (1309 amino acids)
Molecular function (GO): 5'-flap endonuclease activity; metal ion binding
Source: RefSeq, a predicted model, not a curated record